AUGGCCAUUGACAUACGUACACUGUGCUGCUCCAAGCCACGCGAUAUGACCCAUCCAUGGCACCACCCUCCGCUCUUCGACGAAACCGCACGAUCGGAUCUCGGGCUUUGUCGGAUUGUCUGCACUGCACCGCCGCAGCCCCCAACAUCGCCCGCCUCCGCCUGUUCACGCGAGGCCGCGGCAUUGCGCGGAGGGGAAGCCGCCAAUGGUACUCCCACUAGUGGAUACGCAGGUCGCUCCGCACGCGCGGUACCAUUCAAGAAGCGCGACGCCGCAUUCUUCCAAGCGCUGUCUGUGCGCGAGGAAAUGGCGGCGCAACGGGAACGUCGCACGCGCAUUCGCGAACUUGUUGCGAGCGACCCAGAAGCGCUCUCUCCGCUCACUGACCCCGUCCCCGCGGGAUGCCCAGUGGCGCGCGGGUUUUUUCCGCAAACGGCGGUUUUGGCGGGGUGCGCGCGGGACGACGUGCUGGAGGUCGAAGUGCGCACCAACGUUCCGCUUGAAGCGAUCGAUAUCGGGCUCGAGUCGCACAAUCGGCGAAUAGGCGACGUGUACGACGUGGUGCCGUUAUUCGCGAUCCCGAUGGGCGGCGCAACAAACGGUCCAAGUUCGAAUCUUGAAAACGACGAAACUUUAGCGGCGCCGUUGGGGAUUACGCGGAAAGCGUGGGCAGACGACGACGAGGAAGACGAGGCGGAAUACGGCGCGCUCAGCACGCGGUCGCUGCCGAGCGGUGGCGGGGGGAAGUGGGGAGGGCGGAAGCAGAAUGGCGGAGCGGAGACCGGAGCCGAUGGCGGAGUUGCGGUUGCGGAUUCGCGCCCGCAGGCGCAGCAAUGGCGGGUGGCGGUGGUGGCGGCGGAUGAUGACAUGGCGGCGGACCCCGCGCUGCUGUGCGAUUGGUUCAACGUCAGCGGUAACACGAGGGCGCUCUCUGCGUAUCUGCAAAAGGGCGAUGCGAUUUCCGCGUAUCUGCAGAUUGAGUUAGCACCGGCAGAUCUCGCCAUUGCGUUUUCGACUAUCCGCAGUAUGGCGGCCCGGCAGGGGGAAUGA
Closterium sp. Yama58-4 is the source of this 1050-nucleotide messenger RNA. The record is from the annotation of a GenBank genome assembly. Lineage: Eukaryota; Viridiplantae; Streptophyta; Zygnematophyceae; Desmidiales; Closteriaceae.